CAAACGCCAAAACUAAGCUAACCACAAGAUAAUGUAAUAACUUUUAGCAUUCACUAACUUUCUGCCACGUGUCCGCAGCAGGAUUCUCUUCUCCAUACAGUUAAACCUCCCUUCCUCUCUUCAAUGUGCUCACACUCCCAAGUUUGUAGAGUUCUGAGAGCUUGCGUGUAAGAAAUGUUGAAACAAGAAACGCUUGAUGCUGCUGGUGGUGGAAACGAUUGGGCGCGUGUCUGCGACACAUGCCGGUCUGCGGCCUGCACGGUGUACUGCCGAGCAGACUCGGCGUACCUCUGUGCCGGAUGUGAUGCCCAAGUGCAUGCUGCCAACAGGGUGGCCUCACGCCAUGAACGUGUCUGGGUGUGCGAGGCAUGUGAAAGUGCCCCGGCUGCCUUCUUGUGCAAGGCAGACGCUGCAUCCUUAUGCACUACGUGUGAUGCUGAAAUUCAUUCAGCUAAUCCACUCGCACGUCGCCACCAGCGUGUCCCGAUUCUUCCGAUAUCGGGAUGUCUAUAUGCCCCUCUGGCUACUGAUCAAGGCGGUCCAAAGAUGGCAUCUGCAACCGAGACCGAAGAUGGUUUUAUGUCCACAAAUGGAGAUGAGACAAUCGCUGAGGAUGAGGAUGAGGCAGCUUCAUGGUUACUGUUGAAUCCUGGGAAAACUAGCACCAACCAGAACAAAGGGUUUUUGAUUACCCGGGAGGAUGACAAGUAUCUGGACCUCGUUGAUUACAAUUCGAGUGUCGACAUUCAAAUCACUGAACAGUACAACCAACAAAACGAAUACGGUGUUCCGGUCAAGAGUUACGGGGGUGAUAGCGUUGUGCCAGUUCAAUGGGAAGAAGCCAAAUAUCACUUUCAGCAGCAGCAACAGCAACAGCAUCAGAGUUUUCAGUAUGGCCUCGAUUACGAUUCCUCAAAAGCUGCAUACAGCUACGACGGUUCCAUUAGCCAUACCGUAUCCCUUUCCUCAGUGGAUGUAAGCAUUGUGCCGGAAUCAACUACUAGCGAUAUCUCUAUCUCGCACACAAGGCCGACUAAAGGUACAAUUGACCUCUUCACUGGACCUCCCUGUCCGAUGCCAACUCAACUUGCACCAAUGGAAAGGGAGGCUAGAGUCCUGAGAUACAGAGAAAAGAAGAAGACAAGAAAGUUUGAAAAGACAAUAAGGUAUGCUUCGAGGAAAGCAUAUGCAGAAAUGAGACCCCGGAUUAAGGGUCGGUUCGCGAAGAGAAUGGAGGUGGAAGUCGAGGUGGAUCAGAUGUUCUCCACAACAGUACUAUCGGAAACUGGAUACGGAAUUGUACCUUCAUUCUAAAUGCAGUAAGAAAAGGAGUUAAUAGUAAAGCUUUAAUGCUGAUACUGUAUCUCUUCUUAAUUGAUUUGGUCAAUUAGAUAAUAUAUGUUUGGUAUUUUUUUUGGAUUGUCUAAAUCAUGCUACUGGUGUAUUGUAAAUACAUGUAUUAAUGUAUAUCUAUAAUUCUGGGAUUUACUUGUUUGCAAUUAAAACAGGAACAAUCA
Molecule: messenger RNA, 1517 nt
Organism: Hibiscus syriacus
Lineage: Eukaryota; Viridiplantae; Streptophyta; Magnoliopsida; Malvales; Malvaceae
Product: zinc finger protein CONSTANS-LIKE 2-like
Exons: 2
Coding region: 175-1314 (379 amino acids)
Biological process (GO): regulation of flower development
Cellular component (GO): nucleus
Molecular function (GO): protein binding; zinc ion binding
Source: RefSeq, a predicted model, not a curated record